UGGGGGGUGAUGGGAAGAGAGGUGACUGGGAGGUAUUUAUAAAAGAGCAAAUCAACACAGACCAGUUGGCCACGGUGAGCUUCUUUGUCAGCAAUUCAUCAGUCACAGCAUCUUAGCAGCUGACUCGGAGCCUUCAUUAAAAACUAAUUACUUUAGCAUUAGUAAGGUACAUACAGCCACCCUCGGAUUCAUUGGACUAGGCCUCAUUAAUAUUUAAUAUUAUGACAGUCUUGGUCUGAUUCAAAACACGCUGGAUAAUCUCAGAAAUGUAUGGAGGUGAAACUAAGGUCACGGCUGUUUUUCCUAUUUCUUCAAAGGCAAUUUGGAGAUGAGAGGUUGUCGCCAAACCAAAAUAUGCAGAAAUAUGCAAAAUCACAUGUUAAGUAAACAAACUUAUGUUGACCUCAUUGAACUUCAUGAAAAUAUAAAAUAUGAUUAAGAUAAAAUUCCCAAGCGUUUUCCUUAUUUCAGUUGGUGAAAGACUUCAGUUACAUUAACUCUGUACACUAAGUUCAGACCAGUGAGAACAGCCGAUAUUAGCCAUUUAAUCAGAGGCAAUUUACAUCGCUGGAAUGCAACCAGGUCCAUGCAAUUAAUUACAAUAAAUGAGCUGUAGACUAGCGUGCCGGUAACGCACACUAGAGAAUUGUAUCUUUAGCACCAGAUCAUCAGUAGGUCUUUUUCACAGAAGACAUUUUGACAUUUCACAGUGUGAAAAGCACAGGUGUAAAUAAAAUUAAUGAUUGCUGAAUUCCAUUUUGCUGCUUUAGUUUCAGGGUCCUGGUAUUGUGCAUGCUGCCUCACUGUCACACUGGCUUACGGUUUACCUUCAAUAGAACACAGGUGUUAAUACUUACACCUGUAAGUUCAAAUGCCUGCUGUGAAAAAGGACUAUUAAUGACGGCUUGAAUUUUAGAAAAACAGUAGUUUUAUUUUAUGGCAGGAUGGUAAACAAAUUUACAGAAUCGAAGACGUUCAACCAACCAGUCCAGUCGAGUCGAGUCUGAUCAGACUGUUUAUAAUCCAGUCAAACAUACAUCGUUUAUACUUAGUUAUACAUUUUAGUUUGGUUUUAUCAAGAUAAAUAAUUAAGUUUAAUUUAAUUAUUUAUUCUUGGAGAUUCGAAAGUGUCACUCGUGUUGCUUAUGUAAUCAAGAGAACUUGCACUUGCAGCACUUGGAAGGGUCUUUUGUUUCAGUGUCUAAAGUCAGGCUCUAUUCCUCAGGCGAGUCUGGAGUCUGACAUGGGCCUUCUUUGGUUUCAUUUUGCCUAAUCUGUUGAUAUUUUUCUUGUUAACUAAUAUUUAUUUUGUCCCAUAUUCUAUAUUUUAUACUUAAGUAAGAAAUUUGGCUUUGAGUUUUUAAAACAUUUAAGCUUGUCAGGGAAACACUCCUGCAACUCCCUGGGCACCCUCCUUCCUGCCUUAUUGUGACUAUUUAUUGUGAUGUAGAUUAUAGAUAAUAUUGCACAGCACUGUUUCAUUUUAGAAAUAUCAUUUUAAUAGAGAUAUCUGUCAAUUAUGUUUUGAAGAAUACUCAGUCAGCGUUGAUAGGUGCAGCUAAAUAUCCCCCCUCCACGGAUGGUUUGUGAACCUUCACUGGAGUCCCAGAAUCCAACACUCUCCUAACUGACAUAUCUGACUGUGUGUGAGCCUGUUAUUUCCAGAGUGGCAUAUUAUUCCACAUUUUUAGAGAUCAAAAAUCCCCUAACAAACUCCCCAUGAAUACGUAAUGACUGUAGCAGCGGGAUUGCAGCUGAAAUUACAUUAGCAUACCACCACCACCCCCAGGCCUGCACCAUUUGACAGAGUUGUGUAUUACACGCUUGAUUCUCCUUACACGGCCCGCUCUGGGGUGGAAAGCGCCAUGACAAACCCCUGCCCAUUCAUCGGACCAGUGGUUCACCAGCUGUUUCCAGUGUGGCCAUUAACAUCAAAUCCCCAUGGAGAGUGCAGAGGCUCCGCAGGGCCUCGACAUGUUGGUGUUAGGAGUUGUUUGGCCUGCUAACUGUGUGAGUAAAGCAGUGACCGGCCAUAUGUCCCAUCUACCACCCGUCCAGACCUGCCCACUCUGGCUCACGUGAUGGGUUGACUGUAAUAAAAUGGCUGAAUGGAGAUACUGAAGAGAUGGAGGAGGGGUACAAAUGGUAGGGGAAGGGUGGAUGAUGGAGGAGUGUAAAAAUAGAAAAAUGGGAAGCACAGUGAAUAGGGAAAGUGUUUUUUCCCUAGUAGAUCAUCACUGUUUGUAGCCUAUAUAUUUAUUCAACCGUUUCCCAUGGCAUCCCUGGUUGUAGUACAGUACAGUGCAGUGCAUUGUGUUCUAUGGAGCAUGUCAGUCGCCUGCGGGAAUCAAACGGAGUGGAGGAGUGAAGAUGCAAGCUCACUUUAACUGUAUUAGAUCAUGUUUUAGUGGUUAACCAACGCUGACAGGGCACCACAGAUGAAGUCAUCGAUGUCACAGGACCGCACACUGGCAACAAAAAGCAAAGGGAGUCACAGGGAGGAUCGUCAGUACAGUAGCACCCAGUACCUGCAGGCCAUUCCAUCCCAUGGUGAACCUACAGUGCUCUCCGGAGCUCAGGAUGUUCCUGUGCGCGCUCUAUGCUCCGGUGUGUACAGAGUACGGGAGGAUGACUCUGCCCUGUCGCCGCCUCUGUCUGCAGGCCAAGAGCGACUGCUACAAACUGAUGGACAUGUUUGGUGUCAGCUGGCCACAGGAGAUGGACUGCAACAGGUUCCCAGACUGUGAUGAGUCCUACCCCCGUCCUGUAGACCUCCUGUCCAGCUCUGAAACAACCGAAUCCCCCGUCUCCGUCCAGCGGGACUACGGCUUCUGGUGUCCAAGAGAGCUCAAAAUCGACCCCGAGCUCGGCUACUCCUUCAUGGGGGUCCGCGACUGCUCUCCCCCGUGUCCCAACAUGUAUUUCACACGUGAAGAGCUGGCGUUUGCCCGCUACUUCAUCGGGGUGGUGUCCAUCGUCUGCCUGUCCGCCACUCUCUUCACCUUCCUGACUUUCCUCAUCGAUGUAUCCCGCUUCCGCUACCCAGAGCGUCCAAUUAUAUUCUAUGCUGUGUGCUACAUGAUGGUGUCCCUGGUGUUCUUCCUGGGGUUUCUGUUGGAGGACAAAGUUUCCUGUAAUGCAGCAAGUCCUGGGAGGUUUAGGGCUUCAACAGUGACCCAAGGCUCCCAUAACAAGGCCUGCACCCUUCUCUUCAUGGUGCUGUAUUUCUUCACCAUGGCUGGCAGCGUCUGGUGGGUCAUUCUGACCAUCACCUGGUUCCUGGCUGCUGUUCCCAAGUGGGGCAGUGAGGCAAUAGAGAAGAAGGCUCUACUCUUUCACGCCUGUGCCUGGGGCAUCCCCGGUGUCCUCACAGUUAGCCUGCUCGCCAUGAACAAGAUCGAAGGAGACAGUAUCAGCGGGGUUUGCUUUGUAGGGAUGUACAACUUGACGGCUCUGCGUUGGUUCCUGCUGGCCCCACUGGGACUGGAUGUAGUGGUUGGCGUGGCACUGCUGCUGGCAGGCAUCGCAGCACUAAACCGAGUUCGCAUGGAGAUCCCACUGGAGAAGGAGAACCAGGAGAAACUGGUGAAGUUCAUGAUUCGUAUCGCUGUGUUCUCCGUGCUCUACCUGGUCCCUCUGCUGGCCGUUCUGGGCUGCUACCUUUAUGAGAACAGCUACCGAGCCAUCUGGGAGACGACCUGGGUCCAGGAGAAGUGUAGAGACUACCACAUCCCCUGCCCCUACCAGGUGGAGCGCACCAGUCGUCCAGACCUGGUCUUGUUCCUGAUCAAGUACCUGAUGAUGCUGAUCGUAGGGAUCCCCUCGGUGUUCUGGGUGGGCAGUAAGAAGACCUGCUUCGAGUGGGCCAGCUUCUUCCACGGCAAGAGACGCAAAGACAGGAUGGUCAAUGAGAGCCGACAGGUGCUCCAGGAGCCCGACUUUGCCCAGCUGCUGCUGAGGGAUCCCAACACGCCCAUCGUGAGGAAGUCACGGGGAACCUCCACCCAGGGCACAUCCACCCACGCCUCAUCCACCCACCUGGCCAUGUUGGAUGAACCGCCCAGCGCCAGCACCAGCCGGGCCGGCUCGGUUCGCAGCGCACGCUCAAAGAUGAGCAGCUACCACGGCAGCCUGCACCGCUCCCGAGACGGCAGAUACACAGCCUCCAGUUUCCGGGCCGCAGACGACCGGCUGCCCUACGGAAGCAUGCCUCGCCUCAAUGACCAAUCGCAGUCGAGACAGUGCAGCACCAAUCGCCUGGACAGCCUAUCGCGCCACGGCUCCACCCAGCGACUGGAGAGCCAAUCGCGGCACAGCAGCAUCAGGGACCUCAGCAGCGUCACCCAAGCUGUUCUCGGUGUCCCUGGUAACGGGAUCCACAGGGUCCUGGAGGAGGACGGAGCUACGGCCUGAACAGGAACCCAACUGCAUACUUCCGAAAGAAGCUGUGACAGCUGGGUAGAAGGGAAAGUAGGAAAGAUGACUUUUCUUCCUUCUUGUAGAAAGUGAAAGAAUGUGUGAGGAUCCACAGCGAGCGACAGAACGCAGACACCGACACCCGCUCCCGUUGAACUCAGAGCUGAAGCUCAACGCUCCAGUUUACUGAUGACGUUAGAUUAGAGCUACAUGCGGCCAUAUAUAGAGGACUGAGUGUGGAUCGAUGCCUUAAACCGUCCUCUCAGCUUUACUCGACCUACUAGCUGAUCCCAAAAACUGAAGUUCAAAAUGAUUUUUGUCCAGUUUACAAAACUACAAGGGACUCUGGUCCUGAUGGUGACCUGUGGAUUGCAAACACUGGAAAAUGAUGACAAUGCUGCACUGUUGGACCUACGUUACUGAGCCAAGAACAAAAUGUGACCAACACUGUCAGACUGCACUGGAUUGUUUUUUUACUUGUACUGUAUUGUUUGUAUAAAAGGACUCUGAACAGGAUCUGAAUGACGGUACUCAUUACGAGUCUUCUCUUCUAGUCCGUGCCGUUCAGCGCUCGGGAGAGUGGAAGCAGGGUACUUUUUAAACAGAUUUACCAGCUACAUUGAAGCUGUUUUUCACCUCUUUAGCUGCUGAUGUCUCCAUUCUUUUUCAAAUUGUAACUUAACCUGUUAAAAACCCUAUUUAUAAAGGCAUUGUUUCACAGCUAAAUUGAAAAUCCACAUGAAAAGUAAAAAAAGAGAGCCCCUGAACAAAAGCCCUCUCACAUGUUUAAAGCCGUUUUUUAUUCGAUGUAUUGAGGUUCUUUACUGCUUCAUGAUGAGAAGAAACAUGUUUGAGGUUUUCCAGGAUGCAAGGGCUGAAUCCAAACUCCUGCCUUAUGACUGUGUGUUCAGAAGUAAAUGUUACAGGCUGUGUGAUUGCAUACAAAGUCAAUGGAAAGAAUGUGUUAAUGAAUCUGCUUCAUAAAACGUAGCCACACACACAGUGUGUCCAGUGCCAGCUAGUUUACAGCGAACAGUCGGUACAGCGGCUGUCUGGAGGGAUAAACCGUGCAGCGGUCGUACUCGCAUUAAAGACGCCAGGCAACCAUUGGCUUCUUCUGUCUGAACACACCUCAACAGUUUGAAUAGAUGGUAGUGCGCCCUUAAAUUAGAGUCAGUUUCCAGGUAGUUUGUCCCGUUUAAAAUGUGUCCUUACUUGUAUAGCUGCUGUAAAAUGUUAGACCAACAUUUCCUCUAGUGGCAAAACUUGUGAAUAGAUGUGAAAUCUGAACUUUUCUUGUUCAUUUGUAAUAAAGUCUUUUUUAAAGAA
This is a messenger RNA of Dicentrarchus labrax (European seabass), 5745 nucleotides long. RefSeq names its product frizzled class receptor 3a (gene fzd3a). The record is from RefSeq and is a predicted model, not a curated record. NCBI's taxonomy places the organism in Eukaryota, Metazoa, Chordata, Actinopteri, Moronidae. Gene Ontology annotation, molecular function: Wnt receptor activity; Wnt-protein binding. Gene Ontology annotation, cellular component: plasma membrane. Gene Ontology annotation, biological process: non-canonical Wnt signaling pathway; canonical Wnt signaling pathway. The transcript is spliced from 8 exons. The coding region runs from base 2548 to 4413 and encodes 621 amino acids.